Messenger RNA from Drosophila santomea, 3865 nucleotides. RefSeq names its product AP-1 complex subunit gamma-1 (gene AP-1gamma). Gene Ontology annotation, biological process: Golgi to vacuole transport; intracellular protein transport; receptor-mediated endocytosis. Gene Ontology annotation, cellular component: Golgi apparatus; membrane coat; AP-1 adaptor complex. The transcript is spliced from 16 exons. Lineage: Eukaryota; Metazoa; Arthropoda; Insecta; Diptera; Drosophilidae. The record is from RefSeq and is a predicted model, not a curated record. Gene Ontology annotation, molecular function: clathrin-cargo adaptor activity. Bases 378 to 3290 code for a protein of 970 amino acids.
CGCUCGCACCCACUACCACUGUUGCGCUCAUCAUCAACAUAUUCUCGACGAAACAUUUUUUUUUACUUGUUACGUUGAUUUUGUGGCGUUUAAAAUAGUGAUUAACCAGCGCCAAGUUGGCCCAGCAAACAUGUGCUAAAGCGUAAAUGCAGUGCUAGAAUAGGCAUUAAUUGCAGAAUCAUUCCAGUUAAAAGCAAAGCAACAAAAAGAAAACAGAAGAGCACAUAGGCCGGCAAAUAGUUAACACAUCCAGGCAUAAUAGAAUAUAAUAAUAAUAACAAAAAUAAAAAGACAAAUACAAAUAAAAGAAAAACAAAUAAAAGAAGGAGCGGACAAAAGGCUGCCACACAAGUGAUUCAACGUUUCUCGCCGCCACAAUGAACUCCGAGCAUGGAUUUAAUCCAGCCUUCAAUAUGGCCACCAUACGGCAAGCAUUCACAGAGGCGGUGGAGAGGGUCAGAAUGCCCACGCCCACACGCCUGCGCGACCUCAUCCGACAGAUUCGCGCCGCCAGAACCGCCGCCGAGGAGCGGGCGGUGGUCAACAAAGAGUGCGCCUACAUACGGAGCACGUUCCGCGAGGAGGACUCCGUCUGGCGCUGUCGCAACAUUGCCAAGCUGCUGUACAUACACAUGCUCGGCUAUCCGGCUCACUUUGGCCAACUGGAGUGCCUUAAGCUGACGGCCAGCACGCGGUUCACAGACAAGCGGAUCGGCUACCUGGGCGCCAUGCUGCUGCUGGAUGAGCGGCAGGAUGUCCACCUGCUCAUCACCAACUGCUUGAAGAACGACUUGAACAGCUCCACGCAGUUCGUCGUGGGCCUGGCCCUGUGCACUCUGGGUGCGAUCGCCUCACCGGAAAUGGCCCGGGAUCUGGCCAGCGAGGUGGAGCGUCUGAUGAAGUCCCCAAACACGUACAUUCGCAAGAAAGCAACGCUGUGCGCCUUCCGCGUCAUCCGUCGUGUGCCCGAGUUGAUGGAGAUCUUUUUGCCGGCCACGCGUUCCCUGCUCAGCGAGAAGAAUCAUGGAAUUUUGAUCACUGGCGUUACGCUGAUCACGGAGAUGUGCGAGAACAGUUCGGACACGCUGAUGCAUUUCAAGAAGGAUAGCGGAAAUCGAGAGAUUGUGCCGAACUUGGUGCGCAUCCUGAAGAACCUGAUCCUGGGCGGCUAUUCGCCGGAGCACGACGUCAGCGGCGUGAGCGAUCCGUUUCUGCAGGUGAAGAUCCUGCGACUGCUGCGCAUCCUGGGCCACAAUGAUCCGGAUGCCUCCGAGGCGAUGAACGACAUCCUGGCCCAGGUGGCCACCAACACGGAGACGAGCAAGAAUGUGGGCAACACCAUCCUCUACGAGACCGUGCUCUCCAUCAUGGAUAUACGCUCGGAGGGUGGAUUGCGCGUCCUGGCCGUCAAUAUCCUGGGACGAUUCCUGCUCAACUCGGACAAGAACAUACGGUACGUGGCGCUGAACACGCUGCUGCGAACGGUGCACGCGGACACGUCGGCGGUGCAGCGGCAUCGCACCACCAUUCUGGAGUGCCUCAAGGAUCCGGACGUCUCGAUCCGUCGGCGGGCGAUGGAGCUGUCGUUUGCGCUGAUCAAUGCACAAAACAUACGUACAAUGACCAAGGAGCUGCUGCUCUUCCUCGAGAAGGCGGACGCCGAAUUCAAGGCGCAGUGCAGCUCGGGCAUGAUCCUGGCCGCCGAGCGUUACUCCCCAACCACGCGCUGGCAUCUAGACACGCAGUUGAGCGUGCUAAUUGCGGCCGGCAACUAUGUGCGCGACGACGUCGUCUCCUCCACCAUUCAGCUGGUGUCCAGCAGUCCCGUCCCGGAGCAGACGUACAUCACGAACCGUUUCUGGGAGUCGCUGCAGGUGGCCAAUCAUUGCGAGGACAAGCAGCCGCUGCUGCAGGUUGCCGUCUGGGCCAUAGGCGAGUACGGUGAUCUCUUCAUGUACGGCGCCAACGAGGAUGAGUUUGAACGGCCCACUGAGAGUGAUCUGAUCGCUGUGUAUUAUAAGUUUUUAACCUCUGCUCAAGUCUCGACCACAAGCAAGCAAUAUGCCCUUGUCUCCCUAGCCAAGCUAAGCACGCGUUUGCAACAGUGCGUGGAGGAAAUCCAAGCACUGAUCACGUCCUUUGGCAGCCACCUGAAUGUGGAUCUGCAGCAGCGAGGCGUGGAGUUCACGCAGCUCUUUGGCCAUUACAAGCAUCUGCGCCCACCGCUGCUGGAGAAGAUGCCGGCCAUGCAGAUCAGCAGGAUUAGCUCGCAGAACGGCGAGAGCGGCGGUGGCUCCUUCGACGACAACAGUCCCGAUGUCAUUGAAAAUGGCGUGGAGGGAGGCGGCGGUGGCGGACACUCACUUAUCGAAAGCAAUAUGAACACUCUUGGUGACAAUACGAACAUUUUGCUGGAUCUGCUGGGCAGCACGGAUCUCUCGGCGGGAGGCGCUGGCGAUUUGGUGGCGGCCACGGAUCUCUCGAAUGCCGUGCAUAAAAAGAACUCGCGCAAUGCGAACGAUGUGGUGGCGCCCGUUUCCAAUAAUCAGGAUCUAUUGGAUCUGCUCGAUUUGGAUCUAUCUGCGCCUCCGUCCACGACGACGGGCGCGCCGGCGGGCGGAGGAGGAGGCGGUGGCAUUCUGGCCCUGGCCGGGGACAACAACCAGAGCAGUGCGGCAAACAUGAAUAACAUGCUCGGUGGCCUGGACUUGGGUGGCUUUGGAUCUGGCCUGGACAGCUCAGUCAGCAUACCCACAAACGGCAACGAUUUGGCCAGCAUGCUGGGUGGGCUGGGAGCCCCGCCGGCUGCAUCAGCGCCACUGGCGGCUCCAGCUCCCGUUGGCAACCUCAUCGAUGGCCAUGCCGGCGGUCUGCUGGGCGAUCUGAAUCCCACGGCUGCCUCCAACAAUGUAGUAGUGCCUCCACAGGGUCCCAGGCUGACGGCGCUGGACAAGGAUGGGUUACUGGUGCAACUGGUUUCGGUCAGGGGCAGCGACUGCAUGCGCAUCUAUAUGACGACCACGAAUAACUCAGAUAAUACCCUGGAUCAGUACUUGCUGCAGGCGGCUGUGCAAAGGAGUUUCCAGCUGCAGAUGCUGACGCCAUCCGGCUCCGUGCUGCCGCCCGGUGGAGUUAUAACGCAGGAGAUGCGUGUUGUAGCCACGUCGAAUGCGACACUGCGGAUGCGUCUGCGCAUCCAGUACGUGCUCGAUGGCCAGCAGCAGGUGGAGCAGACGGAGGUCAGUGGAUUCCCCGAGCAGCAGCCGGCGGCGGCGGCGGCCGCAGAGUAGAACUGCAACUGUAUUAAAGCGAAACCACAUUAGCCUAAUAUCGGAAAUAAUUCAACACACGGCAAGCAGCAGGAGCAGCAUCAACAACAGCGGCAACACUAAGAACACACACACACUGUGGUUGUCACACAUUUAUUGUAAAAUAAGUUAUCACACACACAGUAAAACACAGAGCCACCCACGCAAUCGCAUCUAGAUCAGAGCAUUUUCCAAAUCGGCGCACAGCGCUGUUCAGACUCAGACUGUUUGUUUUUUAGCCGGGUUAGUCGGAGUCGGAGCUCGAUAGCUGAGAAAAUGAGGGAUACAACCCGCCCAGAAGCAGUUAACUUAUAUAUUUUUUCUAAUUUAUAUCUAUACAUAUAUAUAAACACACUACUUGUCAAAUCAAUCUUUACGUUUGUCUUGUUUUAUUAUUAAUAAUUCUCUCAUUUUAAAUGGUGUGUAAACUUUUGUGUGUAAAAGACAACUUUCAGUUUUAAGUUAAGACAAUAAACGUCAAAUCCACUAUUCCCCAUAAAUAAAUGGCAACUAACAAAGGUAACAAAAAUAAAAAAAAAAAAAAAAAGAAAAGGAAA